GUGGUCUAAGACUUCUGGAAUUUACAGAAUACCAUCUGGGCAUGAAAUAAAAUAGAUGGUGCAGUAAUGAUAAAGGUCUCAAAAAUCAAGCAUUUGACCUUUCAGGGCAUGAAAGGCUCAAAAAUGUGGGUAAUUACAGGACUAUUCUUAUGUCAUACUAUACUUUAGUGGUGUGAAGUCUUAUCAAAACUACAAUUAAACAAAUUAUAAUAAUCAUGGGGCUCUAGGGCCCCCUGGGGGUAACUCAGCUGUGCUAUUUUGAUUGAUAUAUUUUAUUACGAACAUGUAAAAACAAAAGUAAACAGUAAAAUUAAAGCAAAGUGAAGAACAAGAAACAUUUAAUGAAUAGUAAACCUCUACAACAAAUCCAAUAAAGAAUAAAGUUAUCAAAUAAGUAUAAUAGAGUAAAAGUACAAUAUUUAUAAGUUUAGUGUUACCUAUUACCUCAGAACUCUACCGUAAAUGUACUCAGUUAUAUUCCAAACUGUAUGUGCAGGUUCAUUUACUUACUGAUUUUCUUUAUCUUUUGAUACACAGUACCAUUUCCAAACAGACCUGCCAUUUCUGUGAAUAUUACCAAUCCCCAAAUAUUUUCUAUCGCCCAAAUACAUACAAUACAAAUAUAUACACAUCCCUCUGUAGUGUUUGGAGCGUUUACGUGGGGUCCGUGAAGGCACCACGGACCUGGGUUCUCCUUCUACGUCAAUGACACUGGGCGGUUCAUGAAUGGGCUUCUGAAGUGGGAGGGCCCGUCAUCUGACUUCACCAGGCAGGCAGCAAAAAAAAAAAAAAAAAAAAAAAAAGUGGGUGUUGUGCUGUAGUGUUUGGUCUGGUGCGAUGCAUCUUCAUGACUGUUUUUAAACACACGAGCAGCGGGUUCACUGUGCUUACGGACCGCAGCGGAGCGACGAGUCCCGAGCCGAGCCGAGCCAGCCUCCAUCAGUUGAGACGUUCAGGCCGACAGCAGCCGUGCAGCGGGGGGACAGCUAGCUCCAGCCCAGGCAGCCCAGAGCCAGAGGAGGGAGAGCCGAGUCGGUGAGCCAUGGGUUUCCGCAAGAAGAACAAGAGCCCGCCGGUGCUGAGCCACGAGUUUGUGAUCCAGAAUCAUGCCGACAUGGUUUCGUGUUUGGCCAUGAUUAUCCUCCUCGGCCUGAUGUUCGAGGUCACGGCGAAGUUUGCCAUCAUGUUCAUCACAGUCCAGUACAACGUAACACAAGUUCUUGAUGAGAAGAGCGAGCCAGUGAACCUUUACCAGUACGGCCCUAAAGAUGUGGCCACUGUGUUUUUUUACCUGCUUAUUGCCGUCAUCCUCCAUGCCUUGAUACAAGAAUAUAUUCUCGAUAAAAUGAACAGGAGGUUGCACCUGUCAAAAACCAAACACAGCAAGUUCAAUGAGUCCGGACAGCUGGCGGCGUUCUACCUGUUCUCCUUCAUCUGGGGCUGCAGCAUCCUCACAGCGGAGGACUUUGCAACAAAUCCUACCUUCUUAUGGGAGGGUUAUCCACACACUCGCAUGGUUUUUCAGGUCAAGUUCUUCUACAUUUGCCAAAUUGCCUAUUGGCUCCAUGCACUUCCUGAGCUGUACUUUCAAAAAGUACGGAAGGAGGACAUCCCCCGCCAGCUCUAUUACAUUUGCCUUUAUGUUGUCCACAUCACUGGUGCCUAUGUCUUAAACCUCCACCGGCUGGGCCUGGUGUUGCUGGUCCCUCACUACCUGGUGGAGCUCCUGUUCCACGCUUCACGCCUCUUCUACUUCAGCGAUGAGAACAAGCAGAAGGGUUUCACUCUGUGGGCGCUGCUGUUUGUCAUUGCCCGCCUCCUCACCCUCACACUCUCAGUGCUGACGUUUGGCUUCGGGCUACCCCGUACAGAAAACCAGGGCUUUUCUCUAGCGGAGGGCAACUUCAAUGUGCUCACCAUCAGGAUGACUUGUCUGGCAGCUAUCUGCCUGACACAGGCCUGGAUGAUGUGGAAAUUCAUUAACUUCCAGUUGAAAAAGUGGAGGGAGCACAGCCAGAACCAGGCCUCAAAGAAGAAGGCAGUCAGCCCAAAGAGCAAGCCUCACAAAAGGGAGACUACAAGGGGAGGUGCUACUAACGGGGUCGUGAAGUCUGACGAUAAAACAUCACCACAGGCAAGAAAAGCCAAAGCUUCGUAAAGACGGAAGAAGUGAGGGAGUUCUGACAAUGUGACAUUACGUCUUUACACAACUUCAAAUUUUGUUGUCUGCUCUCCAAAUCAAAUGUUUAAGCGCACUAAGAAACCUUACACAACUCUCCUUUUCGGGGUUGACACUCCUUUUUCGAGAAAGCUCAGUGUUACUGUCUCCUAGAAAUGUUUAUUAUCAUUAAUUUGGGUUCAGGGCAGAUGAGAUGUUGAAAGGGCAGUGCUGGUUUUGAUGCUUUAACGGGAUAGAUUAAGCUCUUCAAAGUGUCCUUUAGUGUAAAACUACGAUCACUCGGCGGGUACUUCAAACUGAGUUGCUCUUCGGCAAAUUUGACGUGGAAUCCAUUAACACAGUACCUUUUUUAAAAAGCAGAUUUUGACUUCAGGGCAACUUAAUGUAAGGUGUCAAUGUACAGAUUAAGUGUUCGGGGUGUCAUUUUAAGUUUGGGCCAGUUAAACUAGCGGAAAAGCAGGCCACUGGCUCAAGUCCCAAAAUAAAAGCCUUUCUUCCUCUGCAAGACAGCACUUCAAUAUUCUGCUGAUGUCAGGAAAAGAUCUUAAAUUAAUUGCUCCAGAGGGAUAUUUGUGCUAUUUAGGUAUUUGGCAUGACCGCAGCCAGAAAACUGAAGCUUGUACUUAACUCCUUGAUCAUUUACUGCCAUUAUUUGACAGCCUUCUGCCUUUGAAAUCCAAGACUUUACAGGAUUGAGGCGACCGGUGUGUUUCUGUCCGCUUUUCUCACUACCAGCCUGGUAAUCAGCUUCACCCUGUCCCAGGGAGGGCGCGGCCAGGUCAGGUGACUCACCGGGAGGAAGCUGUACUGUAACCUGUGAUGCUGUACUGUAUGCAUACAGUUAAAAUUUUAUAGCGGCAUGAUCGGAAACUUGAGCAAGAAAACUGUGUUCGAGGCUGCGAUUCAGUCUUUUAUAUGGUAAUGUCGAUGCAUGAUGGUUUAAGGCUAAAGACUUUAUGGCUAGUGACUACCUGUGCUGUUGAGUUUGCAUCUCUCUCUCUCACACACACACACGCACUCGCACACACACACAAGCAUUCAGAGGCCUUUUUAAAACUGCUGCAAGAGGUUUGAGUUAUUUAUUUUUGCCAUAUACUACAGAUGGUUAUUAUUUUCUAUGCUUUGAGAAGCUAUAACCAGCAGACACGGCGGUACAUAGCAACUGCGUUUAGUUAAUCCAAACAAUACAAUCUUUCUUCAAGUGUCCUUAUGAUGGCAGUGGUUUGUAUCACUCGUUUUGCUUGUGUUGCGUUCUGUUUGCCUUCUACGUUCUUCUACGUUUUGUUUUUUUUAUUAUUCUUGGGUAUCAGGGGACAAGCUGUUGAUCACUUACACUAAAAGUUACAUCCCAUGGUGCAAUGGGAGGUGUGUUUGUAUGCCUGGGCACUUCGUGUGUGUGUGUGUGCGCGCGCAGUAUUGUUUUGCCUACUGUGUGUGUGAAUUAACUGGGCGUGAAUGAUGAUGAUGAUGAUGAUGAUGGUAAGGACAGCGAUGUUUAUUGCUCGUCUCGUAAAAAAAAUAUAUAUAUUGCCUGCGUGCAGAGCAUGAAUUGUGACAAUCUGUUCACCGACUCCUGCCCCCGCGGGUUCGCGGUCACACCCUGUCUUUUGGUUCCCUUCGCUUCUGUGAGUGAAACACUGAGUUGUGGAUAGGUGUACGUUCUAUAGGUUACUAAAUGCUUAUGUGUUCAAUGUCUCUGCCCCUCAGAUGCCCUUUUUCCUGAGUGAGAGAGAUUCUGUGAUUUCUGUUUGCCAAACGUGGCAUGUCUUGUCCUCCUCGCUCCACCUUUUCAAUGAUCCUGACAUUGCUCCGGAGCACACGUAUUGUACUGUUGGCCAAAGUCUUUCCUCUCACGGACAAGGUCCCGCUCUACUAAUAAACCACUGUGCAUGUGAAGCUCUCUGCAGAUACGACUGUAUCACCUGAGAGUUUGGAGUCCUUUAGUCUAGAGCCAGGGAGGAAAUGAAGAUGCCAUCCAUUUUUGCUCCCUUUAGCGCUCCUUAUUGGGACUGUGGUGGUCUUUUUAAAGCCCGAUGUCUGUGUAUGGCAGUGUCAUAGGAGGGAAGGAGGAGCAGAGGACGUAUGUACCAGCCUGUUACUAAACUGUCUCAGAUGUAAAAGAGAAAAAAAAAAAAAGGCUGACUUAACCCUACACUGUACUAAAAUAUGUGUCAGAUUUUUAAGCUAUUUUUAUAGAGGGGGAAACUGUUGAAAUUCACUGUUGUUCAGUACACACGUGUGAAUAUUUGUUUUGCAUCCAUAUUGAUAUGAAUUGUUUUUUAUAUAAGAAUGAAGCUUGCUGAACUGUUAGCGUGGGUAUACGUUGUGGUAUGACUGUACAAACUGACUUAGCCUAAUGGUUUAUUUAACUUCAUGGCCUUACUAGAGCAAAGUGAACUCGGUUGUAUAACAGCGCUCGGUCGACUGCAGCUCUCUACAACUACAUGUUUUAUCAGACACACCGUCAUAUUGACACUAUUGCAUCAGUUUAAUACUAUACGUUCAGAGGAGCAAAUGGUCGGUAUAGUGAUUUAUUUGUGUGACGAUUACAGGCCUGGAUGCAGAACCGACAAACUACAUGUUGCGGGGUGAGACCUACUGUGAGCUUUUCUCGCUCAUCAGAUGUCACACUGUGCAACAAUCGGCAGACGUUACUGCUCUGAAACGUGUGCCGCUCUGCAGUCCCCCCCCCUUGCUUUGAGACACAAUAGCCUGUAUAAUCCCACAGGAAUGCACUUUUUUUUUUGUUUGUUUUUGCAUAAUAUGCAUCACGUCCGGGCACCGUAACACUGCUCACUUUUGCUGUUUUGUCUGCAUUGAUUCUCGAUGAUUUUAUGAAUUGGAGCUGCUCGAUUUCCAAACUAUGUGCAUUUUGUAAUUUGUUGAAAGCUGAAAAACUGCAAUGAUUCAACUGUAUGAGCAGCCUCUAGGUGGCAACAAUCAUUAAUGCAUCUGACCACAAGAUCACUUCUAAAAAUAAGGAAAAAAAAAAAAAGAGAGACCUGCACAGCAGAGACACACACGUUCAUUGUAUUCUAUUAAUUCAUCCUGCAUUGUCUUUGAUUUGUUUUUUAUUUUGCUGCUUGUUUAUAGAUGUGCCGGUAUAUUUCCUUUUUCAAGAUAUGUUGUCUCUGAACUGCUCUGAUGGUAUAUAUUUAUGCAAAUUCUCGUGAGUUCUGAUCAUUUUUUUUCUUUGUCAUUGUUUUUUUUAAUUUCAUGUUUGAAUAAAGCUUUUAUUCAUUAUGCAAA
Molecule: messenger RNA, 5428 nt
Organism: Acanthopagrus latus (yellowfin seabream)
Lineage: Eukaryota; Metazoa; Chordata; Actinopteri; Spariformes; Sparidae
Exons: 11
Coding region: 1043-2158 (371 amino acids)
Biological process (GO): protein insertion into ER membrane; SRP-dependent cotranslational protein targeting to membrane, translocation
Cellular component (GO): endoplasmic reticulum membrane
Source: RefSeq, a predicted model, not a curated record